Molecule: messenger RNA, 803 nt
Organism: Alosa sapidissima (American shad)
Lineage: Eukaryota; Metazoa; Chordata; Actinopteri; Clupeiformes; Clupeidae
Product: B-cell receptor CD22-like
Exons: 6
Coding region: 1-696 (231 amino acids)
Source: RefSeq, a predicted model, not a curated record
AUGCAGGGGAAGCACUGGAAUGACGAGGAAGUGCAGAGGAAAAUGAACACCAAUGCGCCAAGGAACACCUCAGUAUCAGUCAGUCCCUCUGGUGAUAUAGAAGAGGGCAGUUCAGUGACUCUGACCUGCAGCAGUGAUGCCAACCCACCAGUGCACAACUACACCUGGUACAGAAGGAAGAAUGAGUCAGAAUCCACAUGGAUCAGACAAAGACAAACGUACAGCAUCACUAACGUCAGUACUGAACACAGUGGGCUUUACUUCUGUAAGGCAGAGAACAAACAUGGAGCCAGCCAAUCCAAUACAACAUUUCUGGAUGUGUUCUACUUCCCCAGGAUGACCUCAGCAUCACUCACCCCCUCUGGUGACCUUCAGGAGGGCGACUCAGUGACUCUGACCUGCAGCAAUGAUGAUAACCCACCAGUGCACAACUACACCUGGUACAGGAAGACUGGAGAUGAAACGGCUCUUCUGGGCACAGGGAGGAUGCCCAACCUCACUCUUAACCUCGUUCCUGGUGUGGAUGGACUUUAUCACUGUGAUGCGCAAAAUAAAGUCGGCUCGAAGAACUCAACUGCGAUCAGGAUCCUUAUGCCAGGACUCAAGACAGAGAAGUACGAAGCUCCAGCACUACAGCAAUGCUGUCAGAGGAACCACCACUGGUUCACAGCAGGCUGUCCAGCCUGGUCCUGCUGAUGACACAUACGCAGGUCUUGACCUCACCACCAGAUCCCCUGAUUAUGCCACUCUGGAUAUUGUAAAGACCUCUGCUUAUGGCAUCACACAGACUGCAGGUCAGGUCC